UCGAAUGGAAGCCAACAGUGGCCAACAACUCGCUCGUUAACCUCCGACAGAUAUGGGGGGAAACAUAAACAACCAACCAGCAAGCCACAGAGCUCCACACUUGAUGCAUAUAAAGAGCGAGCUCCAAGCCAAGAUGAGCGCCGCCGACUUCCCUUUGCCCUUAUUCUUUCCCAGGUAUCUUUCUUCUCCUGGACCUCGGAUGAAAUGCGCGCAAUGUCGAUGAUGAGCCAGUCACUGCCGACCCCGAUGGAAGAUGUUUCCGCCACGAUGCGCACGAAUUUCGUUGGAUUUGCGAGCUUCACCAUUCUCGUCUGGGACCAUAUGAUCACUUUUGCGGACGAGGUGGACUAUAUUUGGAAAGGAAAGAAAGGACCAAGUAGUCAUUUAUCUAUUUCUCCUGGCACGCUCCUUCUCUCGCUCUACGCCAACUCAACUAAAUUGAAAGUGACAGAAUCGCUACUUUACGCCUCUCGGCUUUGUAAUCAAUCUCUACGCUUACUUAUCUCCAAGUUGGACCUACGAACGGUGUCGACAUUUCAUCCGCUACGAGGGAUGUACUGUUGCCAUUGCUGUCGAGGUUGUCGGAAUAAUGAUGUUAUUGAGGAUCCACGCACUCUACCCAACUCGAAAAUGGAUAACAGGUCUCCUAGCGGCGCUACUCGUAAUCGAGACUGGGAUCAACGCGUGGUUGAUCAGUCGGGGAGAACGUAUGUGGCUGUCCUGCACAAUUCCGCAUCUGGUGUUCAUGCCUGCUCCAUGAUUUUCGACCCAUCAAUAAGCGCUGCUGCUAGUGCUUCGGCGUGGUACCCGCUCCUCUACGACAGCAUUGUGUUCGCCCUCACUGUCAACCGUACGCUGCCCUCAAUUCGAAAGAAGCAGGCGGGGUUCAUCCUGAAGAAACUGUUGGAGGAUGGUGUGCUUUAUUAUAGUGUAAUCUUCGCGAUAACUUUUGUCUUGACAUUCAUGAUUGUCGGGGCCCCGCCUGGGAUCAAGAAUAUAUGCGCCCAGACAGAACAAUUAAUCACAGUAGCAAUGAUGUCGAGGAUAACACUCAGUCUACGGAAGGCCGGCCGAAGCAACCAUCACGAGCCACUCAUUGUUCAAGUCGCAGUCGGGCGCGGUGGUAGCGGACCAGAGCUCCUUAGUAUAACCUCGGAUUUCGCCUACGACCAGUCACUACGCCCGUGUACGAUAGAGGAGGCGACUGAGGCGGGGCAGGCAUUGGCUUUGACCACGUUCAAACCGCCUGAGCGCUUGGUCCUGCAUGGUCGUGCACCCAUCCAAUUUGCGCUUCCGCCGUCGCCUGGACCAAAGAGUCUAAGCGAAUAUCCAUUUUCGUUGUAA
This is a messenger RNA of Mycena indigotica, 1344 nucleotides long. RefSeq lists its product as uncharacterized. The record is from RefSeq and is a predicted model, not a curated record. NCBI's taxonomy places the organism in Eukaryota, Fungi, Basidiomycota, Agaricomycetes, Agaricales, Mycenaceae. Bases 205 to 1344 code for a protein of 379 amino acids. The transcript has 11 exons.